Molecule: messenger RNA, 3173 nt
Organism: Triticum aestivum (bread wheat)
Lineage: Eukaryota; Viridiplantae; Streptophyta; Magnoliopsida; Poales; Poaceae
Product: mucin-5AC
Exons: 2
Coding region: 193-1431 (412 amino acids)
Source: RefSeq, a predicted model, not a curated record
UCGGACGGCGGCUUCGACCGAUAGGCUAGCUUAUCUUCUUCUUUCUCUGGCUGUAAUUCCCCUUCCUCCUCUGAGCUUGUAAUCGAAUCCAUGACGAAUUGACUGAAUUAGUAGAGAGAGCCUCACAAUUGAUAUCAGAGCCGUUCGAUUCUGUCUCAAAAAUACACCCAAUUUUUUUUCUCAAUCCAUUCCAUGGAGUCACGACAGCGAACGGAGCUCCUGGCGAGCCUCUCGCCGGAGAGUCGGGCGACCUAUGAGAUUCUCAGGGCCCAGCUAGUCUGCGAUCUGGACUGGAGUUUCGCCGAGUCCAAUGCGAGGCUGCAGAAGGCCAUGGCCGCCACUGCUCCGACGACACCCGCUGCGAGUGAGGCCCCCACCACCAAUUGGGCUGCGACCGCCGUGCUAGCAGCGUCGACCGCGAACACCUCCACACCGGCCAUGGUCUCCGCUCCAUCCGUGGCGGCACCGGACUCUACAUCGCCCCGAGUCCAAGCUGUGACCGCGACUGCCCCGACAGCACCUGCUGUCAGCGUUGACCUCAGCCUCAAGCGCAACAUCGACCACCUCGUCGGCGGUUCCACGACACCAGCCUCGAAUCCUUCGGAUGUCAUCACCGCGGCCACCCCAACACCUACGCGCAACACCUCGUCCACGGCCUGUUGGGUCGCGGCCUCCGUGGGCGCAGCGACGGCGUCGGCCCCGUCCACCAUGGGCCUCGGCCACAAUUCCGACCGCGAAGACCCUACGGCCGAGUCCAUGUCUACGGGGACUAUGCAUACAUCCAUCGGCUCGUCUUCGGAAGACUCGCCAAGUCCGGCCCUCGAACCAUGGAUCGUCCUCGAGCAAGUCAGGAUGCCGCCCCUCACCUGUUCGGUUGAAUGCUCUGCAAGCAACAUCCGCCCUUCAUCUCCUGCGUUCUCUACUACUUGUGCCACGCCGCGUGUACUAGAGCCAGCAGCAACAUCAACGCUCAGUCUGGAGCUCACGGUGCAGGCCCAGGUGCAGCCAUCGAUCGUUUCCACCGUCCCUGUGCAUGAGGACACACUUGACACUGAUGACACUUAUGGCAUGGAGGUGUUCAUGGCCAUGGAGGACAUGCCUCUGACCACUUCAGCACCGUUAGAGGGCUUGCCCACCCACUCCAUGCAGUUGUUCAUCGACCGCGGUUUUCACACAUCAGCACCCACAAGGCGUUCGACAAAAAGCUUCAGCGACAACACAGAAGUAAUCAUACUUGUGCACACACUAGAUAUGACUUCACGCAUCAAGCAACAAGGGCAGACAUUCCGCCUAGCACCCUGGUCACCAUCCGAGGACAAGGCUCUAGUAUCAAUUCACUUUAUGUUAGCUGAGCUGGAAUCAUCUUCAGUAAGUACUCUGCUGAAUCUGGACAAUGUGGUUGUUGUACCAAGGGAGGAACAAGGGAACUAGUUGAGUUUAUGAGGAUAUUAGCGCUUGAACAAUUUUUGAGCAAGUUGGAGUUCACGGAGAGUGGAGAUUAUAUAGUGCAAUCAGCCGUUGAGGCUAUGGAAUUGCAAUCAAUCUGCUCUCUGUAUACUACUGAAGCCAUGGAUUUCUUGGUAAUGUUUCUCUCUGAAAGAACUUUUCAGCUUGCCACAAUAUAUGUACUGGUGUUGCACAGCAGUGGUAGACACACUUCAUUAUCCCCAGCUAUUUUCCUCGAUGCGCCUAAGCAUUUUCCGUGGAUCGUUGCUUUGUUUACAUGUGCUUUCUAUCCUUGUUCAAGCAUGCUUGAUGCUCAGGAAACAUCUGAUCAUGGACAGAAGAAUUCUUGCAGUUGGUGGUGGUCUGACCAUGAGAGGUUUCCUUGUCCUAUAGUUAAAGUUGAUCACACUACGAGAUGGUGCUCUGUUGAACUGAAAUCUUGGUCUUCUGGGCUUAUGCUGAAGAUUGCAUCAUUCUUAUUAAAGGAACCUUACUAUUUGUGUCCUGGAGAUAACAUGCUAGAAGGUCACAUUAUCAGUGCAAGAAUUACUAGUGCCUUGUUUGCCGUGAAGGAGUUCCAUGGAGAUGAAUAUUUCUGGUUCCUUGGGUUCUCUUGUUCUGGUUUGAUCUUGUUGGAUCUUGGGCACUUCGACUGGCAAAUCGCCUAGCGACCUUGGCUCCAAGAUUUAGUUCAUGUCUCCAGCCAUAGCAAACGCUUUAGUACAGUCCAAGUUUACAUGUUCACUGACUCCUCCUUGGUUUUGUGGCUUCCUUGUGUGGCUGAGCUCCUCGGCCAUAAUUCUGAACCUUCCAUUCUUAUUGGCCAUAAGUGGAAAUUGUUGCAAGCCUUUCGGUUGCAAUCGUGUGCCUGCUGUUUUCCCUUGGAGGUUGAGAAGUUAGGGAGAUAUUUAAUUUCCCUAAUAGAACAGAAGCUUUGGCCUUCCCGGGAGUUUUCCUUAUGGAUUCCAACUUGGUGUUACAGCAGCAACAACCACUUUCCUCGGCCAGCAGAAAAUGUUAUGUGCAUGGAUGGAUUUGCUAAAUCCUUGGAGCUGUUGUUUACUCAAGCAGAUAUGCAUUGCAAUUGCGAACAAGUUUUUCAUCAGACUCGGGAUCCAAGUGAGGCGGCUCCUGAUUGGGUUAAUUCUGUUGCUGUCAGAUCCUUCGGUGUUGCCACAGUCAACGAGUUCAUACAUGUUCCAGCAGAUAAACUGUAUUAGUGCAUUGUCCAAAUGUUACAACUGCAAUGGGACCUAGGUGAUUGCUUUAUUUCAGUUUGGCGACAUGAAAAACUUGCAAGCACACAUGAUGUUUGCCAGGGUCCUGGUAUUUCUACCCUUCAGGCGACAUGUGAUCCGGGACGUUCGACACAGUAUCAGUUUGCAGACAAGGCUGAAUAUUGGGUUCAGGAAUUUUGCGAACUCCAUGGGAUCCCGGUGGCACUAUGCAACAUCGACUUGGGGGCAAGUCGAAUCUUAUGGGGAGGGAUUGUCAGCAACCCGUGUUGGGCUGGAUAGUGGGCCUUCACCUUGGGCCUGGCCUGCCCUGCCGGUAGCAAGGAGAAGCCCUACAAAUAGCAGGAAGAGGGAAACAGAACGGGGCUUGGCUUGGAUCAGACGGCGGCUUCGACCGAUAGGCUAGCUUAUCUUCUUCUUCCUCUGGCUGUAAUUCCCCUUCCUCCUCUGAGCUUGUAAUCGAAUCCAUGGCGAAUUGAUUGAAUUAGUAGA